AUGGUAUCGCUCUCGCUUGUUCCCAUAAUUCUAAGUUUCACUCUCUUGCCAUUCUUCUUCUUCUUCUUCUUCUUCUUCCUUCCUCAACAAAUAAUAAAAAUCAUUCUCAAACCUAAGCUUCCGCCAGGUCCUAGAGGCCUUCCCGUAAUAGGAAACCUCCAUCAACUCAAUAAUUCUUCUCUUCAUCUUCACUUCACAAACCUCUCAAGAAAGUAUGGACCCUUAUUCUCUCUUAAGCUUGGUCAUAGAACUGUUCUUGUUGUCUCAUCUCCUAAAAUGGCCAAAGAAACUCUUAAAGAUCGUGACGUUUUGUUCUCUGAUAGGCCCUAUUUUCUUAGCCAACAGAAACUAUCCUACAAUGGGAUAGAGAUAAUUUUCUCUCCUCAUGGAGAUUAUUGGAAAGAAAUUAGAAAGAUUUGUGUCAUUCACAUUUUUAGUGCUAAGCGUGUCUCUAGCUUUUCAUAUAUAAGAGAGGAUGAGGUUCAUCGGAUGAUUCGAAAGAUCUCAGGAUAUGCAGAUUCAUGCAAAGUUAUAAACUUGGAUGAGGUUUUGAUAUCUCUUGCAAGUACCACAAUUUGUAGGGUUGCUUUUGGAAGAAGCUAUGAGGAAGAAGGAGUUGAAAAUAGCAGGUUCUAUGGGAUGAUGACGGAGUUCCAGGAGUUGAUGGGGACGUUCUUCAUGUCAGAUUACAUUCAUUUCACUGGGUGGAUCGACUCCCUCAAAGGAUUAACCGGUCGUCUUGAGAGGAAUUUCAAAGACUUGGAUGCAUUUUACCAACAAGUGAUUGAUGAACACCUUGAUCCUCAAAGGCCUAAACCACAAGAAGAAGAUAUUGUAGAUGUCUUCCUUCGCCUCAAGAAUCAGCCAUGGUUUUCCAUAAAUCUCACUUUUGAUCACCUCAAAGCUUUACUCAUGGACUUUCUUGCAGGAGGGACAGAUACAGUGGCAGCAAUAUCAGUUUGGGCUAUGAGCCAACUAAUGAAGAAUCCAAGAGUAAUGCAGAAAGUUCAAGAAGAGGUUAGAAAUCUGUAUGGCCAUGAUCAUCAGAAAGGUUUCAUACAAGAAAGUGACGUUAAAAAGCUCACUUUUCUAAAAGCUGUUGUGAAAGAAACACUAAGAUUACACCCACCAGCACCAUUACUUGCACCAAGAGAAACAACUAAAAGUUGCAUCAUACAAGGGUUUGAAAUCCCAGCCAAGACAACAGUAUAUGUGAAUGCAUGGGCUAUUCACAGAGAUCCUGAGGCUUGGGAUGACCCAGAAGUGUUCUAUCCUGAGAGAUUCUUGAACAAUGCCAUUGAUUUUAAGGGACAAGAUAUGGAAUUAAUUCCAUUUGGAGCAGGUAGAAGAAUGUGCCCAGGUUUAAUGAUGGGAAUUGCCACGGUGGAGCUUGUACUUGCUAAUCUAGUUUCUUCAUUUGACUGGGAAAUGCCAGCAGGAACUAAAAGAGAAGAUAUAGAUUUUGAGGUAGUAACUGGACUUGUCACUCACAAGAAAAAUCAUCUUUGGCUUGUUGCCAAGAACCCUAUCUGCAAAGCUUUAAAAGCUAGUUGUGUCCAAUGGAGUCAUAGAUAUUUGCAAGCAGCUACCCAAAGCUCUUCAAAGUCACACAAUUUAGAGGCCCUAGCAGAAAAGGAUAGGAAUCUUCUCGUAGUCAUUCCUCCUGAUAUGCCGCCACAUGAUGCUUAUUACUUUCUCUUGUUCUCUGGUUAUUCCAACUUGCUCCUUCAGCUUUCAAUUGCUUUGAUUGGUUUCUUGAAAGGAAACAGAGGGCUCUGA
Prosopis cineraria is the source of this 1779-nucleotide messenger RNA. Its product is annotated as cytochrome P450 71A1-like. Bases 1 to 1779 code for a protein of 592 amino acids. Lineage: Eukaryota; Viridiplantae; Streptophyta; Magnoliopsida; Fabales; Fabaceae. Gene Ontology annotation, molecular function: iron ion binding; heme binding; oxidoreductase activity, acting on paired donors, with incorporation or reduction of molecular oxygen. The record is from RefSeq and is a predicted model, not a curated record. The transcript has 6 exons.